CAAAAAGUUCCGGGCAUUUAUUAGUUUUACAAUAUAAACCAGCAAAAUAUGGAUUCAAUUGCAAAUAAAAUUAUUACGUCUGGAAAAGACACCUCAGAACAGUUGCUUGAUGAACUUCUGGAAUUGAUUUCCUCCGUAUUUCAAUUCCCGGAAUUCGACCAAAAUAAUAUAAGGGAAAACUUAUGGGACGCCCUAUAUGAUACAUGCAGCAAUUCAAACAACAAUAACAUACAGUUCAAGUGCUUUUCAGCAGUUCGUAUCUUGAGCAGGGACAAAACCUCUCUAGCUAAAUUGGCAUCAGAAAAAUGGUUGGAUUUACUUAAAGAUCAUGCCAAAUUCACUGAAAAAUCCAUUCAGCUCACAGAUGAUGAACUCCAAGUAACCAUUGAAGCUGAAAAAUGUUUGUGCAAUAUUGUUUUCAACAACAAUAACUGUGCUGCAAAAUGUUCUACUAAUGGUACUUUGGACGCAAUUAUCGAGAGAAUUUCGCGGUUCAAGGAUAUUCAAUAUGAGGAUAUAAGAUUUUUCGACAUGAAAUUAUUGUUCAUAUUAUCAGCAGUAAGGCCAGAAAUUAGAAAGAAAAUUAAUAAAGAAAUGAAUGGAAUGACUUAUUUAAUGCAAGCUCUUGAUAUUAUUUUGGAGGAGUGCAUUGCUAAAGCAAACUUGGACGGCAACACACCCAACAUAAUGCUUUCAGAUACGCAAGUAAACAUCACUUGUGAAAUUUUAAAAGCUCUGUUCAACAUAACUUUACAUGUAAAUGAGGAAGAUGAGGAUGAAAUUAAAAUAUUCACUAAGUUAGUGAUAACACUGAGACAAUAUCUUUUGAUGCCCACAAGUAGCAGUGAAAAGAAGUGGGCUUUACAGAAUGACAUAAUCAACUUAUUAACAAAUGUACCAAGGAAAUCAUAUGAAGGCUUAUUGCUACCUGUAACAUCAAAAGAUAAUUUACCCAAUAAUCUUGUGUAUGAGGACACAAACUGUACUGCUAUUUAUGAAUUACUGCUGUUGUUAAAAGCAAAGCUAAACAAGGAACCUUCAGUUUCCAGUCAACACUUAAUUUUAUCCCCUCUUAUAACAGUUCUGUUAAAAAUGGCUGGUUCAAGUAGGACUUUAAGGAAGUAUUUAAAGGGACAAAUUCUUCCUCCACUGAAAGAUGUAAGAACCAGACCUGAACAAGGGGAUGAAUUGAGGAAUCACCUGUGCAGGUUAUUGACCACACCAAUUACUGAAGUCAGAGACUGUGUCUCAGAGUUCAUUUUCGUCCUCUGCAAGAAAAAUGUUAACAGAAUGGUAAAAUACACCGGAUAUGGAAAUGCGGCGGGUCUUUUCGCAAAACGUGGACUUCUUGGUGGUAGCAAAGACAAGGGGGAGGAUGAGUUCAGUUCCGAAGACGCCGAUAGUGAAACUGAAGAGUAUGCGGAGUUAAAACACGGAAUUAAUCCUGUGGUUGGUUGCUACGAAGAGCCACGUCCCAAUCCCAUGGAAAACAUGUCCGACGAACAGAAAGAAUAUGAGGCCAUUCGUCUGGUCAAUUUGAUUGAUAGUUUAACGAAGUGUGGAGCGAUUCAGCCUUGCAGAGUCGGGGAGGAUGGUAAACCGCAGCCUAUCGAGCACGUGCUUCAGUUGCAAGAAGGAAUAAAAGCGCAGAGUAAAUAUAAUCACGACGACGAUGACGAUUCCGAUUAGAACCGGAAUCCUUUCAAUGGUCAUGGCAGAAAAGAAAUUACAUUAAGGGUGAUUAAUUUAGCGCUUCCAGUAAGUUUUUUUCUUUAAUAGAUCAAAAUUGGUUGGAAAUGCUAAUUUAAUAGGAGUAUCAUUAAAUUAAUAAUAACUCUUUAACAUCACUUCCUUUCAAAAUCUGAAUUAUAAGUGUUUAAUGUAAGCAUUAUAAAUGUCUGAGAAACUUUAACUGAUGUAUUAAAAUUAGGUAUCACUUUCACCGUAUACUGUAUACUUUUAAUGUGUUUCAUCAUAUAUUAUACAAACCAAUAAAAAAUAAUUUUAAUUAA
Molecule: messenger RNA, 2012 nt
Organism: Aethina tumida (small hive beetle)
Lineage: Eukaryota; Metazoa; Arthropoda; Insecta; Coleoptera; Nitidulidae
Gene: ric8a
Product: synembryn
Exons: 6
Coding region: 49-1689 (546 amino acids)
Biological process (GO): G protein-coupled receptor signaling pathway
Cellular component (GO): cytoplasm
Molecular function (GO): guanyl-nucleotide exchange factor activity; G-protein alpha-subunit binding
Source: RefSeq, a predicted model, not a curated record